AUGCUAAAGUUGUUAAUAUCCGUUGUCCUGCUCCAGUGCAUCCUGCAGAGCACUUCCGGCCUGUACUUCCAUAUGCGGGCAAAUGAGCGAAAAUGCUUCAUCCAAGAGACGCCGGAAGAUACUCAAGUGAUUGUUCAUUACAAAGUGGAGAAGGAGGAUCCAAGUUCCGAAGGUACCAUGCCCGUGUCCCCUGGCAAGGGAAUGCACGUGGACAUCCGCGACAGCGAUGGUAAGAUUGUGCUUUCCCGCGUCUACGAUUCGGAGGCCCGACUUUUGUUUACCACCUUUUGGCCGGGUGACCACCACAUCUGCCUGCAACCCAAAGGUUCUGACUGGUUCACUGGCGUCCUCCGUGUUCACUUGGAGAUAAAAGUGGGCGAGCAAACUGUGGAUUAUGCAAAUUUUAGGCGGAAGCAGCAAAUGGAUAACCUGCAGUUGCGGGUUCUCCAGCUCAUGAAUCAGGCAGAGGAUAUCUUCAAGAAUCAGAACUACCAGCGCUUCCGGGAGGAGCGAUUUCGGCAGACCAGCGAAAGUGUAUUCUUUACUAUAAAAUAUUGCUGCGUUGCCCAGGUUGUAGUGCUGGUUAUUCUAUUGGCCAUCCAGUACCAUCUUUUAUUCAGGAGGUCUUCUUUGUACCUUGAAUACUGCCAACUUUUUAAGGAAGAAGAGCUGAAAAGGGUAAGUAAAUAUACGGAGGGUCCUUUAGAGAAUAAAACUAAUAACAAGUUUCCUUAA
This is a messenger RNA of Drosophila takahashii, 735 nucleotides long. RefSeq names its product transmembrane emp24 domain-containing protein eca-like. The record is from RefSeq and is a predicted model, not a curated record. Lineage: Eukaryota; Metazoa; Arthropoda; Insecta; Diptera; Drosophilidae. Gene Ontology annotation, biological process: endoplasmic reticulum to Golgi vesicle-mediated transport; Golgi organization; intracellular protein transport. Gene Ontology annotation, cellular component: Golgi apparatus; endoplasmic reticulum; endoplasmic reticulum-Golgi intermediate compartment.